This is a messenger RNA of Fusarium falciforme, 2355 nucleotides long. Its product is annotated as C2H2-type domain-containing protein. NCBI's taxonomy places the organism in Eukaryota, Fungi, Ascomycota, Sordariomycetes, Hypocreales, Nectriaceae. Bases 1 to 2355 code for a protein of 784 amino acids. The record is from RefSeq and is a predicted model, not a curated record. The transcript is spliced from 6 exons.
AUGGCAGAGGUCUCUCGAGCCGCCUCGGAACCCCAAAUCGCCGCCUUGGUUGCUCGCAGCCUCACCUCGUUUAAAGCGCUCACCUCGACGCUGCAAGGUGACCAUCCCCGAGCCUUGCAAGCCAGCUCUUGCCUGGCGAGGUUUAAACUGUGGGCUGGAAACCUAGGAGCCCGUCGCCCAUCCGGGAGUCGUUCGCUCGAGUACCGUCUACGCGACGCCUCCAACAUCCGCAAGUUGGUCAUCUCCCUGCUCCAGGAUCUCUGCACCCUCGUCGCCAACGGAGGCAGCAUCCCCGACACAAUCAGCGAGAACCAUGAUGAGGUGGAAGACGACCUAGCCGACUACUUCAACGAGGACGAAGACUCUGACAGGUCCGAGGUUGAGCAGAUACUUGAUGAGAUUGCUCACGUGGUAGACUGUCUUCUCCGUUUAUCUGUCACAAUACGCAAUCCAGCGCCUCACGACCAGUUCCUGUCUCGGGCGGGGGAGGGCCUCGUCAAGGAAUUCGUGUACUGGGAUGCCAAGCACGUCCAGGACAAGUUCCCAAAUGUGGACAAAGUCCUUGCAGACAGACUGGGCAGGGCUAUGGCCCGUAGGCGGCAGUAUUUCAAGUAUCGGGAGGAGCACAAGAGCCGCCUGGCCGAGGGCUUGGACGAGGACGAGGCCGACUUUGGAGGGCGAGCGACGACCGUCGCUUCAUCUAUCCCUGAGCAUCUAAAGGAGGCAGGCAAGAGCACUGAGUCUGGUGUGACUCAGUUUGCCAUGCUGGAUGAUGGCCGUUCUGAUGCCUCGGCGACGUCGUAUGCGACCUCAAGUCCUGAUUCGACCCAGCUGCGAGUCCCGCCAAUACCGAAGGAGCACAUCGACGGGUCGUUCAAGUGUCCUUUCUGCCACAUGAUAGUCUCGAUAGACACGAGACAUGCCUGGAAGAAGCACGUUUUCAGAGAUCUGCGACCAUAUGUCUGCCUCUCAGAGGCCUGUCGGGCACCAGAUCACCUCUAUAUGCGCCGCAACGACUGGAAGAUAUGCGAUGCAGAAUUCGACAGCGCCAAGGGCUUUCACAGUCACGUCAAGACAGCCCACGAGCAGAAUGUAUCUCUCGAGAAGAUGCACGCGCUAGAGGGUCUCAGCAGCCGCGCAGACAUAGCGAAUGCCAAAGGUCGAUGCCCUCUGUGUUAUGAUUUCCAAAUCGAGUCCGAGAAGCAGGGGGGAGGCGAUGAUGACGAGGAUGGGAAUGAAGACAAGGAGGAAGAGAGGCUCGACGAUGGAGAUGAAGAUGACGACGACGACGACGAAGAAGAUGAGGAGGAGGAUUGGCUUGUAACGGACGACCCUGGAAGCAAGGUUGCUGAUCAACAACAGAAAGCUGAGGCUGAAGCCUUCGACAAGCUGAAUAGAGAGGCCCAAGAAUCUCGAGAAAUUCACCAAGUCGCGAAGAAGGCCGCCGCCGACGGCGAUGAGGAGGCACUGGCCGAGGCGGUAGCCAAUUUUGAAGAGGAAUCGAAGAUGGUUGCAGCCGUAGUUGAGGCUAGGGGAGCCGCAGAGAAGGCUGCCCAGGAGCUGAAGGAGAAGAUUCAGAAGGAGACCAAGGCGAAGUCUGAGGAGAGCAAGAAGGCCGAGCAGGCCCCGAUCAGAUUUAAGGACGCUGUUGGUCGGCAUUUUGCCUUCCCUUUCCGGCUUUGCGCGACUUGGCAGGGCAUGGAGGACCUCAUCAAGCAAUCGUUCCCACAAGUUGAGGUUGUAGGGCUUCAUGUUGUGGAGGGCCGCUACGACCUGAUCGGCCCUGACGGCGAAAUUAUCCUUCCCUCUGUUUGGGAGAAGGUGGUUCAGCCGGACUGGGCCAUCACUAUGAGAAUGUGGCCGGGGUACGAGAUGCCUCCAUCCCGCACCCGCUGGACUCAUCAGCCUGUGCAGUCCCCGGCCCCGGCUCCUGGGAAGGAGGAUCCUGAGAAGAUCCGAUUGGAGGCUGAACUUACUACCUUUAAGGCAAUGGAGGAAGAGCAAAAGGCUGCGGAGAAGCAAAAAGAGGUUGAGGCUCAAAUCCGCAAGGAGGCCGAAGAGGCCUUCCGGCGUCGGAUGGAGGCAAUGAGGAUUGCUCAAGAAGAAGCCAAGGAGGAGAUCGAAAAGGUAAAAAUUGACGCUAUAAGGGCCGCCCGCGAGAGGAUGGAGGCUGAACGAAAGGCUGAGGACGAGGCCAGAGCGAGACUCAAAGAAAAGCCUCAAUGGAUGGAUGAGGCAAAGAUGAGGGCUGCCGUGGAAAAGAGCAAGGGAGAGGAGGAAGAGGCCUUUAAGAGGUUCGAGGAACUGGCCCGCCUCGACUUUGAAAAUGCUAUGCAGGAAGAGAACCAGGCGUGA